GAGGGCGGGUCCCAGCUUCCGUCUGCCUGCUUUAUUUUUGGGUGUAGCUGCAGGGGGGUGUCCGUGUCCCUCCACCAUGAUGAUGAGGAGCAGUGUCAGGCUCCUGCUGCAGCGCAGGGACAUUGUGCGUGAGAGGACAAUCCCUGGUCUGCGGGAGCUCAGCACAGACCCCGCCGCUGCCGCACACAGUGUGGAUAGCCGGCCGUCAGUCUUGGGAAAGAGAUGGAAAGACACUGCAGAGACUGUGAUCAUUGGUGGAGGAUGUGUAGGGGUGAGCCUGGCCUAUCACCUGGCCAAGGCUGGCAUGAAAGAUGUGGUUCUACUGGAGAAAUCAGAGCUUACAGCUGGAUCUACCUGGCAUGCAGCUGGAUUAACUACCUAUUUCCACCCUGGGAUUAACCUAAAGAAAAUCCAUUAUAACAGUAUCAAGCUUUAUGAAGAUCUGGAAGAGGAGACUGGACAGGCUGUUGGGUUCCAUCAACCGGGAAGUCUCAGAAUUGCUUCAACUCCAACACGAGUAGAUGAAUUUAAAUACCAAAUGACGAGGGGCCGAUGGCACCCUAAUCCACAGUAUUUGGUGGGACCAGAGAAAGCGAAAGAGCUGUUUCCUCUACUGAACAUGGAUAAGGUUCUAGCUGGAUUAUAUAAUCCGGGAGAUGGACACAUUGACCCGUAUUCGCUGACCAUGGCCUUUGCCGCAGGUGCCCGAAAAUAUGGUGCCCAGCUCUAUUUCCCAGCACAGGUGACGGCUCUAACACCUCGUCCUGAUGGCACAUGGAACGUGGAAACCCCUCAUGGAACAAUUCAAGCAAAAAGGAUUGUGAAUGCGACAGGAUUCUGGGCUCGGGAGGUUGGGAAGCUGGUCGGAUUUCAACAUCCUCUUAUCCCUGUGCAUCAUCAGUACGUGGUCACUGGAACAGUUCCUGAAGUAAAAGCCUUGAGCAAGGAACUCCCAGUCCUCAGGGACCUGGAAGGUUCAUAUUACUUACGUCAGGAGCGAGAUGGACUUUUAUUUGGUCCUUAUGAGUGUCCAGAAAAAAUGAAGCUACAAGAUUCCUGGGUACAACAUGGAGUCCCACCAGGUUUUGGGAAAGAGCUGUUUGAGUCUGAUCUAGACAGGAUUAUGGUGCAUGUGGAGGCAGCAAUGGAGAUGGUGCCCGUGCUACGGAACGCAGAUAUUAUCAAUAUAGUCUCAGGGCCUAUAACCUACUCUCCAGAUAUUCUUCCAAUGGUUGGACCACAUCAAGGUGUCCGGAAUUAUUGGGUGGCUGUUGGCUUUGGAUAUGGUAUAAUCCAUGCUGGUGGUAUUGGCAAAUUUCUGAGUGACUGGAUCAUUGGUGGAGAACCUCCCUUUGACCUUAUUGAAUUAGACCCAAAUAGAUAUGGCAAAUGGACCACAACAAAAUACACAGCACAGAAAGCAAGAGAGUCGUACGGAUUUAACAACAUUGUUGGCUAUCCUAAGGAGGAGCGGUUUGCAGGAAGACCAACGGAAAGAAUCAGUGGAGUUUAUGAAGAUCUCAAGACCAAAUGCUCCAUGGGUUUCCAUGCAGGGUGGGAACAGCCCCACUGGUUCUUUAAGGCAGGAGACGAUGUAGGAUACAAACCAAGUUUCCGGAGGACGAACUGGUUUGAGCCUGUGAGGCGAGAAUAUAAGCAGGUGAUGGAAAAGGUGGGGGUGAUUGAUCUGACUCCAUUUGGCAAGUUUACUGUAACCGGGAAGGAUGCAGCCAAACUACUGGACCAUAUCUUUGCGAAUGUUCUUCCAAAGGUGGGAUUCACCAAUAUAAGUCACAUGCUGACUCCUCGAGGCCGUGUGUAUGCGGAGCUCACAGUCUCUCACCUGUCCCCGGGGGAGUUCCUGCUGAUCACUGGCUCUGGGUCAGAACUGCAUGACUUCAGAUGGAUAGAAGAGGUUGCGGCACAGGGCGGGUACAAUGUGGAGAUACUGAAUGUGACGGAUGAAGUUGGAGUACUAGGUGUAGCAGGACCUCUAUCAAGACAAGUUCUCCAGAAACUGACAUCGGAGAACCUGAGCAAUGAUGAUUUCAAAUUCCUGCACGGAAGAAGGAUGAACAUCGCUGACAUCCCAGUAACCGCCAUAAGGAUAUCAUACACAGGGGAGCUGGGCUGGGAGCUGUACCACAGGAGACAGGAUACAGCGGCACUGUACCAUGCAAUCAUGCAGGCAGGUGAGGAAGAAGGAAUUGAUAACUUUGGCACAUAUGCCAUGAAUGCAUUAAGGCUGGAGAAAGCUUUCCGAGCCUGGGGAGCAGAGAUGAAUUGUGACACAAACCCGCUGGAGGCAGGUCUUCAGUAUUUUAUUAAGUUAAACAAGCCAGCUGACUUUAUUGGCAAGCAGGCUUUGUACCAAAUAAAGGAGAAGGGACUGCAGCGGAAGCUUGUGUAUCUCACCUUGGAAACGGAUACUGUGGAUCCUGAGGGGAAUGAAAGCAUCUGGCACAGUGGGAAGGUUGUGGGAAACACCACAUCUGGGACUUACAGUUACUGCACCAACCAGAGCCUGGCGUUUGCCUAUGUGCCUAUAAAGCUCAGUGCCGCAGGACAGAAACUGGAGGUGGAACUUCUCGGCAAGCAUUACCCAGCCACUGUAGUAAAAGAGCCCCUUGUGUUCACCGAACCAACCAGAAACCGCAUGCAGCAGAAGGGAGGCAGGGAAUAAAUGUGACUACACACUGUGAUCAUGGGCUCGGGCACCUUCCUGAACUCUGACCUAAAUACUGCUUGUUCCUAGUAUUAAGUAUGAACAUGAACAGAAAGUAUGUAUUUUUAAUAAAUGACUGCAGUCCGUCCACA
Messenger RNA from Pseudophryne corroboree (corroboree frog), 2817 nucleotides. It is a transcript of the gene DMGDH, whose product is annotated as dimethylglycine dehydrogenase. Gene Ontology annotation, cellular component: mitochondrion. The coding region runs from base 77 to 2683 and encodes 868 amino acids. Lineage: Eukaryota; Metazoa; Chordata; Amphibia; Anura; Myobatrachidae. The record is from RefSeq and is a predicted model, not a curated record. The transcript has 16 exons. Gene Ontology annotation, molecular function: oxidoreductase activity; protein binding.